Microthlaspi erraticum is the source of this 546-nucleotide messenger RNA. Lineage: Eukaryota; Viridiplantae; Streptophyta; Magnoliopsida; Brassicales; Brassicaceae. The record is from the annotation of a GenBank genome assembly.
AUGGAUUCCACGAAUCCUUCUCAAAAUUCCAAUUUCAUGGGCCUUUUGACUAGUCAACAUGAUCCUCUCCUUUCUGAUAGUAACGCUUACUAUCCCCAAGCCGUUGAACUUGGUUCAUCACAAGUCCCUCUCUAUUUUUCUGAAUCUCCUCAAGAUGUUUUGGUCAGUGACCCCAUCACUGGACAGUGUAAACAGAGGAAGAGGUGGAGUCCAGAAGAUGACAAACUGCUCACAAGCGCUUGGUUGAAUACAAGCAAAGAUCCUGUCACCGCGAAUGAGCAGCGAAUGGGCGGCACCUUCUGGGAACGCAUUUCCAACUACAUUGCUCUCCAUUGUAAGGCUUCUUCUGGUUUGGGUCCGACAGAACCAACUCACUGCAAGCAACACUGGCAUAAGCUCAACAGUGAAGUCAAUAAGUUAUGCGGAUCAUAUGAGGCUGCAACAAGAGGGAAAUCAAGUGGUCAGAGUGAAGAUGAUGUCCUUAAUGUGGCUCACGAGCUGUUCUUCAGCGACUACAAGAGCAAGUUCAAUCUAGACCACGCAUGA